This is a messenger RNA of Miscanthus lutarioriparius, 330 nucleotides long. The record is from the annotation of a GenBank genome assembly. Lineage: Eukaryota; Viridiplantae; Streptophyta; Magnoliopsida; Poales; Poaceae.
AUGCAGGGGCGGACUCGCGGGAGGUGCGCGCGGCCGGUGGACUCGAGCAAGGAGCGGCAAGCCUCUGCCUCCGCCUUUGCCGCCAAGAAGCAGGGCCGCCGCCGCCGCCGCCGCCGCCUCUUUUCCUCUCCUCUCUCCGUGAAGCUGCAGCGGCCCGCACCUGUGGUAAAAGCCCUCGAGCGGGAGGAACUAAGGGACAUUGCAGCAAAAGAAGCAGUAAAGGGCAACCAUUUCUUCCUGGAAGCAGAUAUAAAAGGACCUGGUCUAAAACUUGACAAUACUGGCAAAGCUAUUCUUACUAGGUACCUGGACGAGCGUGAUGUUUCAUAG